This is a messenger RNA of Perkinsus marinus ATCC 50983, 1971 nucleotides long. Its product is annotated as Phg1B, putative. Gene Ontology annotation, biological process: protein localization to membrane. NCBI's taxonomy places the organism in Eukaryota, Perkinsozoa, Perkinsida, Perkinsidae. Bases 1 to 1971 code for a protein of 656 amino acids. The transcript has 13 exons. The record is from RefSeq and is a predicted model, not a curated record. Gene Ontology annotation, cellular component: membrane.
AUGGCUUCCCUCACGAAGCACUGGAAUCCAGGUCUGACCUGGUUAUGCUUCGCUUUGUUGGUACAUAGCGUUGCCUCGCUCCUCCUGCCCGGUAUCGCCCCACGAGACUAUAAGGAGGGAGAGGACGUACCUCUCUCAGUCAACGAAAUGACCAGCGUCCGCACGCAACUACCGAUGGACUAUUUCAAGACUCAUGCGGUCAAUUCUCAAUGUGGAGUUGUUGCUGACAAAUCAGCUGAAGUGAGCGCUAAUCUUGGUGAACUUUUGAGCGGACAGAUGAUGUCCCCGACCAGUUACAAAAUCCAAAUGCUGCGAUCAUUGAAGUGUCAGAUUGCAUGCAAAGAUCAGCUCUCAGCUGAACUUAAGGAGACUAUCAAACAGAUGAUACGUGACCAGUAUACUGUGAAUAUGAAUGUGGACCGUCUCCCUGGCGCCGUGAAGUUUAUGGUUAGAGAUCCCCAGAAGGAGACUAAAGAUGCUGAUGAUGGUGAGAAGAAUCAAGUAUUUGUCAUGAGUGGGUUCCCUCUGGGAGUUCAACUGAAAGAUCAGUAUUUUCUGCACAAUCAUUUGAAGUUCAAGUUGGAGUAUCAUCGUCCCGAGGACGCUGACGACAGCGGGGUCUCGCUUUACCGAGUGGUGGGGUUUGAGAUUGAACCAAGCAGUUUGAAGCAGUUUGUGAGGGAUGGUGGUGACUCGGCUGUUUGCCAAAGCGAAGGAGCCUCUUUGGAGCCUCUUGACCUCGACAAGGCAGAGACUAUCACAUACACCUAUGAUGUGGAAUGGACUGAGAACCCCGAUAAGGAAUGGGUGACACGCUGGGACAUCUACCUUCAAAUGUCCCCAGGGUCUGGCCAAAUACACUGGUUCAGCAUCAUUAACUCGGUGCUUAUCGCGUUGUUCUUGUCUGGUAUGGUGGCUAUGAUUCUCAUCCGAACUCUUGCGCGUGAUAUUGCUAAGUACAACGAGCUUGUUGGAGAAAUGACCGCUGAAGAAGCUCAGGAGGAAGCAGGAUGGAAAAUGGUCCAUGGAGACGUGUUUCGACCUCCACCUCAUAGACGAUUGCUCUGUGUAUGUGUGGGUAGUGGAAUACAGCUACUGCUUAUGUGUGGGUUGGUUCUUAUCUUUGCGACCCUGGGCUUUCUGAGUCCGGUUCAUAGAGGAGCUUUAUUGCAGGGAAUGGUCCUGCUUUUCGCCUUCAUGGGCGUUCCGGCUGGAUACGUUUCUGGGCGACUUGGGAAGACCCUAGCACCAACGUCAUCUGAGCAUCAUCGCAGUACUACGAUGUUGACAGCCUUAGUCUACCCUGGUUCUGUGUUUGCGAUGUUUUUCUUCCUCAACUUGCUGACUUGGGCGAAAGGCUCGUCAGGAGCAGUACCAUUCACGACAAUGUUCGCGGUUUUGGUUUUAUGGUUUGGGAUUUCUGUACCCUUGGUGUACCUGGGCGCAGCUGCAGCGUAUAAGAGAGAAUCUAUUGGUUUCCCCUGCCGAGUCAACUCGAUUCCUCGACCUAUCCCUCCGCAGCCUUGGUUCCUGAGGCCCUGGUUGCUAUGCCUGGUUGGUGGCAUCCUGCCCUUCGGCGCGGUCUUCACGGAGUUGUUCUUCAUCAUGAGCUCGUUAUGGCAGCAUCAGUUCUACUACCUCUUCGGAUUCGUCGUUCUUGUUUACCUCGUCCUCGUCAUUACGUGUGCGGAGGUGUCAAUAGCCCUGACCUACUUCCAGCUCACCGCUGAGGACUACCGUUGGUGGUGGCGAAGCUUCUUCGUAUCAGGAACGAGUGCACUGUAUGUGUUCGGCUACUCCUUGAUGUACCUUGGAACCCGAUUGCAAAUCGUGAAUGUGGUCUCGAUAGUAGUUUAUGUGGGUUAUAUGGCGAUGAUCUCGGCGGCCUUCUUCCUCUUGACUGGGUGUAUUGGAUUUAUCGCGACGUUUUUCUUCGUCCGUGCCAUAUACGGCUCGAUCAAGGUGGAUUAA